Messenger RNA from Stegastes partitus (bicolor damselfish), 4813 nucleotides. It is a transcript of the gene cunh10orf90, whose product is annotated as chromosome unknown C10orf90 homolog. The transcript has 11 exons. Gene Ontology annotation, biological process: regulation of centriole replication. Gene Ontology annotation, cellular component: centrosome; cytosol; centriole. Gene Ontology annotation, molecular function: microtubule binding. Lineage: Eukaryota; Metazoa; Chordata; Actinopteri; Pomacentridae. Bases 177 to 2837 code for a protein of 886 amino acids. The record is from RefSeq and is a predicted model, not a curated record.
CGAGGACCGAUAGAAAAAAUGAUUUGUCACUAACUGCAGCUAAUUCCUCGCGGUUCGUUUCUGGCAUGCCUGGUGGUAAGAAGUCCGGUUGAGCCAGGGGGGGAUUCUCAUUAAUACCUCCACUCUAAAGGGGCUGAAACUUGAGAGCUGUGUGUGGUUACCUGAGCUCCGGAGGGAUGAGCCUCCGCAGGCCAGCUGCCCACCUGAGGAGAGCUCCAGGCUGGAGGAGAUCAGGAGAUGAGUCCUACUGGGAGAGCCUAUUAUCAGAGGGGGAGCUCCUACCCGGCGCUCCUCACCCUCGCCGUCCGCCUCGGCCCCAGAGCGCCAUCGAAGGAGGCCGACUGGACAGCUGGCUGGAGCAGCUGCAGACGAUGCAGAGCAAACUCAGAGCCCCGGCUCACAAUCACGUCCCGGCUUUCACCGAUCGGACAGCAUCCAUGCCGGUUCUUGACAGAGAGCCAAGCGGGCGCUCCUGGAGGCAGAAGGGCUUUCCCUCCUUCAGCAGGGCUUCCUCUUCAUGUGGGAGCUCCAGCCUGUGCGAGAGUUCGCUGGGCAGCCAGGAGUCCCUCCAAACCGGGUUUUUAUCCCCUCCGGAGCGCAGAGGAAGCUGGGAGAGGGCUCACAUCUCACAGGCACCGAGGAAGGAACAAGCUGAACUCAGCUGUCUUGCUCCAGUCAAAAUCGGUUGGCUUCCAAUCCAGAGGAGAGUGGUGACGGUGGCCGAUGGCUGCAACCAAAACCAGCUGGUGGACCACUCUCCUGGUCACGUGAAACUGAAACAACCCAUCACUCCAACUUUCCAGAAGAACCAAGCGACGGCAAAGACGCCAGACGGAGACGUGGAGAGGAGUCACACCAGUGCCGCUGUUUUGGGUGUGAAGACGUGGCAGGCACCUGAUCCAGGCUCUCCCUUUAGUAAACAGGUUCCAGAAAAACGUAGCUUUCCCGCUAAUGAAGGGGACAGACCUGUGGGCUGGCAAGCUCUGCGGAGAGGCUGGACUAUCAACAGGGUGUCAGCUUUCCCCGGAGGCAGCAAGUCCAACGAGCUCCCCACAGGGACCGACUCAGACCCCAACGGGAAGUCCCGUCUGAUGAAAACAAGCAGCGUAGAGCCCCCGAAGCACUCUCCUCCGCAUCACACAACUUGUGCUGAUCCCUGCAGACCACACACUCCGCCACGAGGCACAAACACCGCCGAGACAUACAAGUCACACGCUCCUCUGCAAAGGACGAGCAGUGUUCAGCCCAUAAAGGCAACGACCCCGCUGUGUGGAGCAAACACCAGCGCCCACAUACAGACGAGCUCCGCUGUGACCACUCUCAUCCCUCAGAACAAAGCCGGCUUCUCCUCCAUCACCAUCUCCUCCAGAAAAGUGAGCAGAUCGGCCAGCCUGCCCGGCUCCAGCAACCGUGGUCUACCUGGCUCCGGCAUGGAUCCAAACUCCAGGCAGGUGACAGUGCAAAGGAAGGCCACUAUAGUCAAAGUUACAGAGAAAAGGGUGAUGUCCAGCUCUGUUCCAAGCACAGACACGACAGGAACGCCACCAGCUAGCCACGGUGUGGACACAGUGGUCCGCAGAAGAAAGGCCACCAUUAUCAAAGUGACGGAGCACAGGGAGAGCUACAGUCCAGCUAAAGGAGGGUCCAGACACCCCGAGUACAGACACAGCUACACCGAGGGACUGUAUAAGGACAACGGCUCAUGGAGUCAGGGAAACCAUGCACAAAGCAGCACAGCACCUUCACACAACCAUCUGAAUUCCAGACCAAACUCAGCUGUGGCACCAAACACGUUCAGUUCAGAUCCAGGGAAAAAUGGUGCAGUGCACAGAUCCACGCUGAGUCUCUUUGUGAGCGGCCCCCCCGCCAUAGCGGCGCCCGUUUCCUCAGAGGCUUCUCCAAAGGCUGUUGGACGGAGAUCGGACAGGCCGCACAGACCACUGAGCUGCUAUGGCAAUGUGAUUGGACACACUGAGCCAAGCAAGGAGAAUGUGACACAACCGGCUGCCAGGAAAUGGAGCUUUGGGCUUCCACAAGAGACCAAUAUCAACCCUGUGAACUCCGACAGUAGUUUCAUCAGCCCUGGAAAAGCGCUGAAAGAAGCAGGUCAGCCAGUGGCAGACGCCCUUAAAUCAAACGGCGGCGAAGAGGAAGGAUUGCCACCACCGGAGGAUGCGACGAGGAGAGCGUCCCCCAGUCUAACUCUCAUCAAGGCCCCGGAUCCCAGCUCCCAUCAGUCUCCGGAGGAAGUGCUUGCCCUGAAUGCAGCUGCAAUCAUUGCAAAUAUCAAACUCCAAAGACAACUUAGUAAGAAGAAAACAAGAAACUCGGAGAAGGACGGCGCUGCAUCUCCUCAGGGAGACGCUGUGACGGAUGAGGGGAAAUGUAUGCACGCAUCCGAUCAAAGCCAAGUCCACGAGCGGCCUCAUGCUGCAUUUGUUCCGCUGAGUCCGGACAGAAGAAGGUCAGCUGGCACUGUUUCUCUUCAGCAAGCACUGCUGAGGUCCAGACCGGACUUCAUCAGUCGCUCCCAGGGAAGAGUGCGAGAGCUGGAGCGAAGGGCGCAGGAGAGGAGGGAGCUGUCAGGGCCGGCGGACCAGCAGGGGAGGGCCCACGGCAGCACCUGGUCCACCUCUCUGAACGGUAACCUUUUCAGACCCAGAGACAGAGCCAUUACGGGGAAAGAGAUGCAGCCCAGACCCAAGCGCACCGUUGCAGCAAUGAAGAGGAAAAAAGAGGAAGAGAAGAAGCGUGAGGCCUGUUUGAGCAACAGGCAGCGAGUGGAGCUCUUCAGAAAGAAACUGUUGGAUCAAGUCCUUCAACGGAGCAACAGCUAAAUGACGAAGACGACCGCAUAUCAAAGAAGAGUCACACAACGGACUGAUGAAGUGGAUCAGAAUCAGAACAUCAGCUCCUGACAGAACUCUGCUGUCCAGUCUGGUUUCUCCCACGUUACAUUCAACGUACAGAGCCUCACAUCUGUUUUUCUGGGGGUUAAAUCUGUGGAGAUCUUUUCAAAACCCAGAAGGUCGGUUAGCAUGCCGCCAGUUUGAGGGGUUUUCCAGAACUUUCAAGACUUUUUUAAAUAUAUAUAUCCUCAUUCACACUGUUUCUCUUCCUAAUGCAACAAAACAAAAUGCUAAGCAAAAACUUCAUAGAUUAAUGUGACGACUCUACUUCUGAAUUCUUUUAAUUUCUUGCAACAAUCCAAUAAGAGGAUAAGGACGGGUGGCAAACUAAAGAAAGAAAAGCCAGCAUAAUGUGCCUCAGUGAGGGGUUGGCCCACCCUGAGCUGCCAGAACAGCUUCAGUGUGCCUCGGUAUCGAUCUUACAAGUCUGUGAAACUCUACUGGAGGGAUGGAGCACCAUUUGUAUUGAUUUUCAGUGACUUUUCCCUCCAAGGGGACAAGCAGACCCACACCAUGCCAACAAAAUACCCUCCACAGCUUGACAGAGCCACCAGUUGGCCCGGCGGGUCGAGUCACCAGUCCGUCUUUGUUUUGCUGCAAAAAAACGAAACAAAAAAAAAGAUCAAUGAGUCAAAAGAGUGAAUAUAUUAGAUGCACUGAGGAAGUAGAGUCCUUCUAGGAUCUGGAAAUAUCUUCAAAAGCAGCAGUAAGCGCUGUUGAAUGACCUUCUGAGGGUUUUUUUUUUUUUUUAAAGACUGUCUUAGAUUUGUCUUCUGAGAAAAACAGAUGUUUCUGUCACCGGCCGUCUCAGCCACCCUUGCGGUGUGCAAUUACAAGCUAAGGAUGCCAAAAAGAUUGUAUGAAAUGACAUCUGAACGUAGCGCCGCGGCUCGAAUCGUACAUCACGCUGACUGAUAUCCUUUUGAUGCAACAUCUAAAACCAGUAAUGUAUGCAGUUUAUCAACGUUAUCUUGUUUUCACUUGAUUGCAGGUCGCCUUUCUUUCCAAAAUAGUUGCGCGUAAUGGGAUGCAGAGGAGCCUCUCGCUGCAUGAUGGAGUGCUCGCACAACCACUUUCACAUGAUCUCAUGUGAUGCGAAGCAGCGCUAUAGGACAGAAUCAUUCAUUAUUCUUCACAGUCCCGUCCAGGACGGUCCUCCAGCGUCAUCCUCAUUAUGCAUCCAAUAAGCAGAAAGAAUCCUGAAGUGGGCCCUGCCAUCGUUCAGUGCCAGCUAUUAGCUGUAAGAUGGAGGAAUGUGACCUCUCCUCACUGGAAGCUCACUGUUAACGGACAGUGCUGCUGAAUGGAGCCUUUGUCUCUGCCUUUGUUUCCUGAUGGACCGGGCCUUGCCGUUGCAGAUUUGAAUUUGAGUGUUUUGAUCCAAAGUGAAUUUGCUGGGAGGGAGGGAGGGAGGGGUGCUGCUCGAUGGUAUAAGGGAGCUGGGCGAAUCAAAAGACUUAUUUUUGGAGUAACAGACAACAGAGCCGAAGCUCUUUUCAUUACUCCUAAUUGUUAUUUUACUCAUUAGCCUUUAAGUCGGAGUUCUCUCACAGUCCAGCUGUUUCAUCCGUCUUCAUUUUCUCCGAUGUCGUGCGGAAAACAGAUGGUCGCGACUAUUUUUGCGAUCCUCGUUUCAUGGCAGUGCAAUUACAUGUGUGGGUGUGUUUGGACAGUAGGGGUGUAUUAAUAACAGCAUCCGUGGUUCAUUAUAAUAAUUUGAAAGUAGAAUAGGACACUUCUAAAGCGUGGAUGCUGUUGGAGGAAUGUCAUUUACUGUGUGUGUGGGUUUCUCUAUUUAAAGAUGAUUGUAUUGGUGUAGCUGCUCCUUGCAGUGGGCUGUAACACCAAACAUACUUUAUACAUAUUUAAUAUUUGAAUAUAAAUACAUUGAUUUUAUAUCUGAA